Lactuca sativa (garden lettuce) is the source of this 1107-nucleotide messenger RNA. Its product is annotated as threonyl and alanyl tRNA synthetase second additional domain-containing protein. Gene Ontology annotation, biological process: alanyl-tRNA aminoacylation. Lineage: Eukaryota; Viridiplantae; Streptophyta; Magnoliopsida; Asterales; Asteraceae. The record is from RefSeq and is a predicted model, not a curated record. Gene Ontology annotation, molecular function: alanine-tRNA ligase activity; nucleic acid binding; ATP binding.
UUCAUAGCCCUUCGGUCACUUCCGGGUGUUCUUGCACUUUGAUCAAUUGGCCAUCCUACCCAAUUCCAACGAAAUGAGCCGGCCAUUUGUGACUUCAGAGAUCAAGCGAAAACCAAUUCUGCUUCUUGAAAAGUCAGUGACUCCGACUCCGACCACCACCAUUUAAAAUCCCAACCCCAAUCCCCCUCUCUGUGUGUUUCAAUCAAGCUUCUGGUGCCAUGGAUGAUCAUCUAGCAUCUGCAACUCCAACCACGCUUGACUACUAUCAUUAUAUGUCCAAGCUUCAAUCCGAUGCUACCCUGCUCUCUUCCUUUCUGGGUGACGAUGGCAGACAUGCGUUGAUAUUGGAUUCCACCAUUUUUCAUCCCCAAGGUGGUGGCCAGCCAUCCGACACUGGUUUCAUAACCGAUGUCUCCUCUUCUAGCUUCAAAUUCAUCGUUCAAGACGUUCGAUCCAAGAAUGGCAUUGUUUAUCAUUAUGGGGUUUUUGAGAAGACUGCUGAGGAUCUUGAGAGAGGCGUUCAGGUUCUGCUAUCUGUUAAUGAGUCAAGACGCAAACUUAAUUCUAGGUUACACUCAGCUGGACAUUUAUUGGAUGUAUGUAUGAAACAGGUGGGAUUACGCCAUUUGGAGCCAGGAAAAGGCUAUCAUUUUCCUGAUGGGCCAUAUGUUGAAUAUAAAGGAACUGUUCCUCAGUCUGAAUUGCAAAGUAAGCAGAAGGAGUUAGAGUUUGAAGCAAAUAAUUUGAUAUCAAGGGGAGGUAAGGUUUCUGUUGCCCUCUAUCCGUAUGAAGAAGCUGCUAUGUUAUGUGGUGGUGCCCUUCCUGAUUACAUUCCCAAGGGAAGCACUCCUCGUAUUGUGAAAUUAGGUGAUUUCCCAGGAUGCCCUUGUGGUGGGACACAUGUUUCCAACAUUUCAGAACUCGAAAACAUGAAGGUGACUCAAAUGAGGACAAAGAAGGGACUUACAAAAGUAUAUUACAACAUUGCCUGUUGAAUCCAUAAUUACUCUUUGAGAUUUUGGAAUGUAUCGUAUAUUCAUUGAAACCACCAUAUCCAACAUUGAUUAUGAUUUGUUACAAGUUAUAUAAGUUGUUUUUAUUUGAUAA